Paramecium sonneborni is the source of this 2145-nucleotide messenger RNA. The record is from the annotation of a GenBank genome assembly. NCBI's taxonomy places the organism in Eukaryota, Ciliophora, Oligohymenophorea, Peniculida, Parameciidae.
UAAAUGAUAAAAUUGGGAACAAGAACAAUUAAUAUUUUAAUGCAACAAAUAAAAGUUCCAUUUGCUCAUUACAAAGUGCCAACAUAAAAAGAAGAUUCUUAUGUAACAGGGUUAAAAUUAGCUAAUUCUUUGAAAGGUUCAGAAUUAGUUCCAUUUAUACCUAUAAAUGGUAGAUAAGUGAAGUAAUAAAUUGAAUAUAAGUAAAGUUUCUAUUAUUGUGGCCCAACAGUGUAUAGUAAUUCUCAUUUAGGUCAUGCAAGGUAUAUAUUAAUUGAAAUAUUGCAAGAACCUAUUUAGGAAUAGAUGUAAUAAGAAGAACUUUGAGAGAUUAUUUUAACUAUGAUUUAUUAAGUGUUAUGAACAUUACAGAUAUAGAUGACAAGAUUAUAGUAGGGGCAAAUGCAGCCAAAUAAGAUUUUCUUGAAUUUACAAAAGUAUGGGAGAAAGACUUUUUUGAUGCAAUGUAAGCUCUGAAUAUAGAAUUACCUGAUGUAAUAACAAGAGUUAGUGAUUAUGUACCAGAGAUAGUUACCUUCAUAUAAAAAAUAAUUUCAAAUGGUUAUGCUUAUGAAAGUAAUGGUAGUGUUUAUUUUGAUGUUCAAAAAUAUAUAUCUGAUGGAGUAUAAAUUUGUAUUAUUUAAUAUUUAAGCACACUUAUCCAAAGAUGAGACCAGAAGUUAAUGCAGAAUUGCUUUAAGAAGGAGAGGGAGAAUCAUAAAUAAAUAAACAAUCAGAGAAGAAAAGCCCAUAUGAUUUUGCAUUGUGGAAAGCAAGUAAACCUGAAGAACCAAAAUGGUUAAGUCCUUGGGGAUAAGGAAGACCUGGUUGGCAUAUAGAAUGUUCAGUUAUGGCUAGUGCUAUAUUAGGAAAUCCUAUUGAUUUACAUGCAGGUGGUAUUGAUUUAUUAUUUCCACAUCAUGAUAAUUCUUUAGCAUAAGCUGAAGCUUGUUUUAAUUGUGAAUAAUGGAUCAAUUAUUUCAUUCAUCUUGGACAUUUAAACAUUGCUGACAGAAAAAUGUCUAAAUCUCUUAAAAACUUUAUGACUAUUGAAGAAGUUCUUAAAAGAUAUACUCCAAGAUAAGUUCGUUUAAACUUUGCUAUUCAUCAAUAUGAUGCUCCUUAGAAUUAUUCAGAAGAAUAAAUGGAAUAAGCUAUUGCUAAAGAUAAAUCAUAUUAAGAAUUCUUCUAAAAUACUAAAAUUUAUUUAAGAGAAUCAAAAGUAACUGAUCCUUAAAAAUGGACUCAAUUUGACUUUUAGCUUAGUACUUUGUUAAGAUCAACUAAAUAAAUUAUACAUUAGGCUUUAAUUAAUAAUUUUGAUUUUCCAACUGUUGUUGAUGCUACUGAUAAAUUAAUAAAUUAAAUAAAUAUUUAAAUUUCAAACAAAAAUAUCAGAGCUCCACUUCUAAAUAGUGCUGUUAAUUAUGUUAAUUUUAUUUUUGGAGUAUCUAUUUUUAUUAUAAAUUUAGUUAUUAGGUAUUAAUUACUUAACUCCUUUUUCAAAUUAAAGUGAUAUACAUCAAUUAAUGGGAGAAGUCUGUAAUCUUAGAGAUAAAGUGAAAGUAGCAGCAAAAAAUAAUGAUUUUGAAACUAUACUAAAUCUUGUUACUUUAAAGCAAUUUUAAUAUGAAAAGAAUAUUUCAAACCUUAUUGUAGAUGCAAUCAAUCAAUUUUAAUCUGAAGUAUUAUUGGCUUCUUAAAAUAAAAAUAAGUAAUAAGUAUUUUAGAUAUGUGAUAAACUAAGAGAUUAAUCAUUAUUUGAUUUAGGAAUCAAAAUUGAAGAUAAAGAUAAAGAUUAAGUAUUUAUAUCUAUAUUAAUUAAGCCUUCUGUUUGGAAAUAAUAUGAUAUUUUAGAUCUAAAAUUGGAAAAAGAAUAAUAAUUAAAUCUUCUUUAAUAAAAAGAAUUAUUAAAAAAAAAAGAAGAAAUAGAAAAGCUAGAAAAAGCAAAAUUAAGUCCUAAAGAAUUUUUUUCUUAGUAAAUUGAUAAAUAUUCAGAAUUUGAUGAAACUGGUCUCCCAAUUAAAGAUAAAGAUGGAAAUGAAUUAUCUAAAAAAUAAAAAAAGGUUGUUUAAGAGUUAUGGGAGAAAUAGAAUAAAUUGUAUAAUUCAUUUUUACAAUAAUAACAAUAAUGAAAUUAUAUAAAAG